UUCUUUCCGGCCUUGUUGUCACUUAGGCGUUAGUGUUGGGGGCAUCGAUUUCGUAGAAUAAUAGUAUUCGGUUCCAGCCUAUCUAAUUUUCGAAAUCGAGGUAUUAUCCGCUCCCAACGCGUCUUUCGACCUCGACGAUUCUCUACCCAACGGCCUGGCAUGACCAUACAACGAAACUCGGAAAUUUGAUCGAUUUUUAACGGGUUUUUAAAUACCAGCCGAGUACGAUUGAAUUAUAGAAGGGUUGGAUUAAUUUAGGAUAAGGGAUUGAGUGUGUGUAGUAGACACGAUGGCGGGGCGUCACUUCCACGGUCAUGGCCAUAGCCAUGCCCAUCAACACUUCCAUUCGAAGCCAAACCAUUUGGAGAUCGAGCAACCGGAUCAGCUUAAAGCUAGAGAAGCAAUGGGCAACCUCGGGUCAGAGGGGGUAAAUGCCGCUACUCGACUUAUAGCUCGAGAAAACAAUCUGGAUGAAAAGCCAGUGGGCAGCUCGACAACUGUCCCCAUUGUUCUUGGUGUCUGCAUCCCGCUAGGAAUUGCAUUUCUUAUUUUAAUUUACUUGCACCGCCGAACAACGAUCAGGCAAAGAAGGGAGGAUGAAACAGACAAGUACAAGUCUAUGGAUUUCGGAUUCGAGGGUAACGUGGCAACCAAAGGAAAUAAGAGGCGAAGUGCUUUCUUCGGAAAGGAGAAGGAACCGGGUCACAAGAUGCAGCUUUCCAUGGACAUGAAUCUAUCCAGUCCUUAUUUACUUCCGCCUAACCUACACCAAUCUCGAGAAUCCAUGCAUUCCCUUGCAAGGAGCCUUCACCAAAACGAGGAUCCCUAUCGACCAGUUACUAGCUAUGCCGGCAGUGACGUCGGCUCUUUACGCUCAUUCCAGAAAGGGGGUAACAGAGAGUCUUCUUUGUACACCAGCAAGACACGUACCAGUGGUGACCGUGAUUCAUCGAGAAAUACGCCUACCCUUAAUACCGCCAAUAAUCUACCGCCUCGUCAAAAGUCGCUUCCUUCAUCUCCUCUACAAGAGCUAGCUCCUGUCGCACAGCCUCCUUCGCGUCGUGAAUCCGCUGAAGAGAUGCCCCCUCUCCCAGCAAAGAACGAGUUCCGUUUCGUCGAUGAUUCUUCAACUCUUCCUCAUGUACCAGAAAUUCAGGAGCCUCCAGCUGCUGCUGGACAAGCUCUAUCAAAAGAGCCCAUUGCCACUUCUCGUCCCCUUUCUGAAGAGUCAGGUAACGUCGCCGGUCAUGGCGAUUCCAUGGCCCUGCCAGAGUUCGAAUUUCAGCCAGAAACGGAUGGUUUGGGUAUCAUGGGUCCUCGCGCAUCUCAGAACUCUGCCGAUGUAUCAUUAAGGGACAGCAACACGGUUCCCGCAAGUGUACGGCCACCUAGGAAGGAGUCUUUGCCUGUCGGGUCGAACUUUGCCCAAGAUUAUCAGGACUACGCCGCGCAUUACGACGUUGACGCACCGGUGCAACAUGAACAGGAGUAUCCGCACUCAGCCGGUUUAGGUGUUCCAGAGCAAGAGAACCGAAGGUUAUCAGUCGGGUUCCGACCUCUACCACCGGAGGACUUCCUGGAAUCGGAGGACCCCGAGUUCAGGGCUAACAGAAUCCGUUCAUUCUACAAGGAGUACUUCGAGGAUACCAAGGUUGUGGAUCACGGAAAGCCGCCACCAAUCCCACAACAGGCAACUUACUACGAAGACUACGAUGCGGGUUAUCUUGGUGAUGGUGCAUUCUUCGACCCUGACACUAAUGCAUUCGUUAUGCCGUACGCGCAGCCCGUUACCCGUCGUGCUAUGACCCCACCUCCGAACUCGAGACGACCAAUGCCUGGACCUGGACAGCGUGGUCCACGUGGGCCUCACGGUCCUCAUGGAAGCAUGAAUAUGCCUGGUCCUCGUGGAAGACCUAGAGCUGGCUCGACCAUGUCAGCUAACAGAUGGGCACCGAUGAGCCCUCGUCCAGACUCCUCGGCAUCUAACCCUCGAUUCAUGGGUGGAAAGCCCAAGAAACCCAUGCCUCCUCCUGCUCCGCUUAACACAUUACCUACUCCUUCCAAGUUGAGAGAUGAUUCGUUCGCCCUUAUGGGUGCUGUUGAGUUCGCACCUCCUCCUACCUUCAAGGAUGUGACGGCCGGUCGAUCGCAGAGCCCCAUUGGCGAACGCAAGCCUUACAUGCUCAAUACGCCAAUCCAUUCGCCGCUAGUCAGUGCUUUCGAUGAUACUCCGGCACUACCUAGCCCGCAUCUUCUGCGUAAAUCAGGAACAUUCACUGCACUUGACUUCGCUCCCCCGCGUAGGUUUAAGGAUCCCGACGCGAUGAGUGAUUCGGGCAGUGUGGUUAGCAACCGUAGCGGUAUUUCAUCAGCUAACCUCAGCGCUAUCCGUAAUGGUGCUGGUAGAGUCAGUCGACUUCCUGGUGACACGGUCUUUACUCAGGCUUCUAUGAACAACACUCUGAAGCCAUCUUGGAACAUGAGGGACUAGAGCUGGUAGUCAAUGGCACAAGCCUAAUGUUUAUAUCAGGGACUCCAAUGUGACAAGGCUAGUUGUCUUGUAUAUCUGACAAUAUGUACUGUUAAUGUCCUAUAUCUCUCCCUUGUGGUGGGAGGUAAUUUAGAAACCAUAUCAUGACCGGCGAAGCAUUCAAUCUUGCAUGGCGGACACAUUAUAGAAGGAUCGGUGCAGUUCUGCCACUAGGCAAUUAGGGUUGUUUUUGCUAUUAGGUAUUUAUUAAAUAUAUCCAGGUUAGUUUGUUAAGAGUCUUGUGAUUUCUGAUUUCUAUUUUGUUCUUUUCCUUGUUUUCUCUUCUAUCGUGUAAUCUAGCGUGUUCUGGUGAGGUUAUCUUAUUGCCCUUGUUUCAAUGGGAGGAGAGGUUACUAUUACCUCUGGUAUGGUGUUUUGUUCAUCGAAAUAGGGAUGUUAUGCUUUGAUUUUUUCUACAUCCUGUAUUUAAAUCAAUUUUUGAGAUACCAGGUACUUGGACAGUUGAAUAGAAUUGUCCGGAGUUUGAAAAUAAGUUUU
Hypoxylon trugodes is the source of this 3028-nucleotide messenger RNA. RefSeq lists its product as uncharacterized. Bases 290 to 2491 code for a protein of 733 amino acids. The record is from RefSeq and is a predicted model, not a curated record. Lineage: Eukaryota; Fungi; Ascomycota; Sordariomycetes; Xylariales; Hypoxylaceae. The transcript has 3 exons.